Candidozyma auris is the source of this 615-nucleotide messenger RNA. RefSeq names its product Tsr2p (gene TSR2). The transcript has a single exon. Gene Ontology annotation, cellular component: nucleus. Lineage: Eukaryota; Fungi; Ascomycota; Pichiomycetes; Serinales; Metschnikowiaceae. Gene Ontology annotation, biological process: maturation of SSU-rRNA from tricistronic rRNA transcript (SSU-rRNA, 5.8S rRNA, LSU-rRNA). Bases 1 to 615 code for a protein of 204 amino acids. The record is from RefSeq and is a predicted model, not a curated record.
AUGAUGAGAGCAAUAGACCCAACGGAUUUCGUCCGUGCUGAGAGUGACAAGCAAUCACUUAGAUUUGACGAUGAGAAGCAGCAGGCAAAGUUUGAACUUGGUGUGUGCAUGGCGGUUUACAAGUGGGAAGAAUUGAACAUAGCCGUUGAAAAUUCGUGGGGAGGACCGAACAGCGCUGAGAAAAGAGACUGGCUCUCAGGGGUCGUGAUUGAUCUAUUUGAAGAAAAAGCUGUGGACAACAUCUUGAUCGAAGAGACGUUGCUAUUUGCUAUGGUGGAUGAGUUUGAUACGGAAAUCGACAACGACUCAGCACUCGAAAUCGCUGCCCUCAUAUUGAAACUAUACAAGGAAUGCGCUGCCAAAAAUUAUGCCACCAUAGACGAUCUAUAUGAGAAGUUCCAACAAAAGAAGUCCAACACCGCAACACAGAAAAUCAAGAUCGAAACAGAUCCUAAUAAUCCAAGCAGUGAUGAGGAGGAUGAGGAAGACAAUGAGAAUGACGUGCCUCAACUUGUGGAGAAAAUAGAGGAUACACAUAUUGACGAAGCUCCAAAAGGACCUGUCGUUGACGACGAUGGCUUCGAGCUUGUGCAGAAAAAAGGUCGCAGACGCUAA